AUAAAUGGGAUACUUAAUGACAGCAAGGAAACUGCUCUUCAUGUUGCAGUUUCCGCUAAUGCUAUAGGGAUUGCUGAGAAAUUGAUCCAGAGAAUGUCAAAAAGAGACUUGGAAAAACAAGAUAUAUAUGGUUGCACGGCUCUUUCCUUUGCUGCUCGUAGUGGGAAGAAGAUAGCAGAAUUCUUGGUUAAAGAGAACCCGAACUUACCAACCAUCCCCAAUAAGCAAGGAUAUAUCCCCAUUGUAGGGGCAUCUGCUUCUGGCGAUAAGGAUUUGACCAAGUAUCUGUAUUCUGUGACCGAUAAAGAAUUACUAAGCCCAGAUGGUGGUAAAAAUGGGCCUCGUCUCCUCAAUUAUACCAUAAUCGGCAAAAUGUUUGAUAUCUCAUUAGAUUUACUUCGGCAAUAUCCAAGAUUGGCCGUUACCAAAGGCGGCAACCAAGGUACUCCGAUUCUAAUAUUGUCCAAUGAACCGUCUGCAUUCCUUAGUGGAAGUGGUCUUGGAUUUUGGCAAUGUUUAAUUUAUGAUCGUAUAAAGAUAAACGAACACAGUUCCUCUAAUGAUGUCAGUUCCUCUAACGAUGUUCGAAUUCCUGUUACUCGCCAAGACCAGAAUGAAGGGGAAAACAUCAAAAUGCAAACUUUUUGUGGACUUCGUGCAUUGGACUUAAUGCUUCUAAAGUUCGAUCGUAUGCCGCUUCAACUCAACUAAACCUUUAUUUUCCUUGGCUCUUGUAUAAUUUUUAAUUAAUCUUUUUUCACUUAUGUUGUUGAUUCUUGAUAUAGGAAUCAAGCAAAUUUAUGAUU
Messenger RNA from Rubroshorea leprosula, 806 nucleotides. NCBI's taxonomy places the organism in Eukaryota, Viridiplantae, Streptophyta, Magnoliopsida, Malvales, Dipterocarpaceae. The record is from the annotation of a GenBank genome assembly.